Messenger RNA from Clunio marinus, 432 nucleotides. Lineage: Eukaryota; Metazoa; Arthropoda; Insecta; Diptera; Chironomidae. The record is from the annotation of a GenBank genome assembly.
AUGCCUCGAUUAGUCGUGGAAUUUCUCUACGUUUUUUUUCAUGACAAAUUGAACACAGCACGACGAGAGUUGUUCACCCUUUGGCGACUUCAAGGUAAAACAUUCUUCAAUUUAAUGAUAAAAGAUCGUCGAGUCGAACAAUUGAAAGUUCAAAGUACUUGUCUGUUUUGGUUCAUUACGAAAAAUCUGGCGGAAAUAAAUUUAAAUUCCGUUGAAACUCGUUUAACACCAUGUUACGACAUUCUUGUGCAGAAUUCUCAAGAAUAUAUUAUUAUGCAAAUAAAUAUGGCCAUUACAGGCAUUAUUUCUACCUCACUUAAAACAACUUUAAAAAAGUUACUACUAGUGUUACUUGUGAUUUUGUUUGUUGUUUGCGCCCAUUGGGUAAUUGCUGUUUUAAAUACACAUUUUCAUGGUGACAAUUCACUUUGA